AUGCUCCUUCGAAACCUAACCCAAUUAAGAGAACUACACCUUGAUUGGUUGAAUAUCUCUUCACCUUUACCUCAUGCGUUGCUAAAUCUAUCUUCUUUGACAUCUCUUAGUCUUGUUGAUUGUCAACUGCGUGGGAAAUUCUCAGAAAACAUUUUUCACCUUUCAAACCUACAAGAGCUCAACGUACGGGAAAAUUGGGACCUCACAGGUAAACUUCCAUACUUCAAUGUGACUAGUUCCCUUCAGGUUCUUGAUCUCUCUGGAGUAAGUUUUUCUGGCCAAUUGCCUGAAUCAAUCAGCAAUCUUAAAGCCUUGAAUAGUUUGUACCUCGUCCAAUGCAACUUUUCGGGGUCCAUUCCAGCUUCUCUUUGGAACCUUACACAAAUCACCGAUCUAGACUUCGGGUAUAACAGUUUCGGUGGUCAAAUCCCCUCAUCAAUUUCAAACCUUGCAAAGCUUACUAACUUGGGUCUUUCUGGAACCAAUUUGAACGGUCAAAUACCGGAUUUCGUUGGCAACAUGAGCCAGCUUACUUACUUGGAUCUUUUCGGAAACAAUUUGAACUGUCAAAUACCGGAUUCCCUUGGCAACAUGAGCCAACUUACUUACUUAGGUCUUUCUGGAAACAAUUUGAAUGGCCAAAUACCGGAUUCCCUUGGCAACAUGAGCCAACUAACUUCUCUCCUUUUGAGUUUUAACUCACUCAAUGGGAUAAUACCAUCUUCGAUGUUUGCUCUGCCUUCACUGGUUCGAAUAGGAUUGAGUAACAAUAAGCUACAGGGACCAAUUCCAGGACUUUCAUCAAAUAACUUAAAUGGUGUACUGGAUCUAGAUAAGCUUCUAAAGCUUAAAAAUCUGAUCUAUCUUGAUCUCUCAUAUAAUGGUCUCUCAUUGAGCAUCAACAACAGUGUCAACUCUACCUUGACCAACUUGGAAACUAUACGAUUAGCUUCUUGCAACUUGAGCGAAUUCCCAAACUUCUUGAGAGAACAAGCCAGAUUGUAUUCACUAGACCUUUUAAACAAAAAAAUUCACGGUGAAGUUCCAAAAUGGUUAUUCAAUGUGGGGAAAGAUUCAUUGCAAAAUUUAAAUCUUUCUCAUAAUUUCUUUACAAGUUUAAAGUGUCUUCCAUGGCAGAAUCUACAAUAUAUUGGCCUGCACUCCAACUUACUCCGAGGACCACUCCCUGUUCCACCUAACACCACAUAUGUUUUCUCUAUCUCAAACAAUAAAUUGACCGGAGAAAUCCCUACAUUGAUUUGCAAUCUGAGCUCACUUGAAAUUCUUGAUCUGUCUAAUAACAAUUUGAGCGGGUUGAUUCCACAAUGUUUGGGAAACUUCAGCAACAGCCUCUCGGUGCUGAAUUUAGGGAUCAAUAGCUUUCAUGGCACGUUUACUGCAACAUUUACCAAAGGCAACGUGCUAAGGAAUCUUCACUUGAAUGGCAACCAAAUUGAAGGACAAGUUCCGCGAUCAUUGCUCAAUUUUAGACACUUGGAAGUUCUAGAUCUUGGAAAAAAGAAGAUAAAUGAUACAUUCCCCCACUGGUUGGGAACUCUUCGAAACUUGCAGGUUAUUGUCUUGAGAUUUAAUAUGUUUCAUGGUCCCAUAGUCACCUUCAAGACCAAGGGCAAACAUCCUUUCCCCAAGUUGAGAAUUAUCGACAUAUCCUAUAAUGAGUUCACUAGGCUUUUGCUGACAAACUAUAUCAAACAAUUUGAAGCUAUGAUGAAUGCAAAUGAACAUGAAAUGAAAUUGAAAUACAUGGGUGAAUAUUAUUAUCAAGAUUCUGUGGUGGUAAUGAUGAAAGGACAUGAAAUUAAAUAUUCAAGAAUCUUAACAGUCUUCUCAAUCAUUGAUUUUUCAAGAAACAAAUUCCAAGGAGACAUUCCGAAAUCCAUUGGGAGGCUUAAUUCACUUCAUGGUCUUAACUUAUCCCAUAACAACCUCAAAGGUCACAUCCCAACUUUACUUGGAAAUUUAACGAACCUUGAAUCAUUGGACCUUUCCUCAAACGAGCUUGUUGGGGAGAUUCCUCAGCAAUUGACAAGUUUGAAGUUUCUUGUCGUACUAAACCUAUCGGAUAACCAACUAGUGGGACAAAUUCCUCAAGGAAGCCAAUUUAAUACAUUUGGGAAUGAUUUAUACAAUAGGAACUUGGCCUUGUGUGGAUUCCCCUUAUCAAAGAAAUGUGAGGAACAACAACCAUUGCCACCUCCACCAACACUACAACAUGAUGAAAAUUCAGAUUGGAAGGGCGGAUUUAACUGGAAAGUUGUUGUUAUGGGGUAUGGAUGUGGCUUUGUAUUUGGAAUGGUUAUGGGAUAUCUUAUGUUAGUAACUCGAAGUCCAGAAUGGCUGAUGAAAAUUGUUAAAGGAAAACCAUAUAAGAAGGUGAAAAGGUCCAAGAAGAGUGCCCACUGAUGCAGUAAAGGAAGAAAUCAGCAAAAAACAAAUGGCGUCAUUUAGGAAGCUGCAGAAAUCAAGGAUGAAGCUGUUGAAAAGGAUGAUGUUCAAGAGGUUGAUACCGAUGUCACCUUAGAGACUAAUACAGUUGUCAA
This is a messenger RNA of Camellia sinensis, 2561 nucleotides long. The record is from RefSeq and is a predicted model, not a curated record. Lineage: Eukaryota; Viridiplantae; Streptophyta; Magnoliopsida; Ericales; Theaceae.